UUUGGUUGGACCGAUCUUCUUUGUCUCAGAUUCCCUGUCUUCAUUCCGUAAUCGAUUAAAUCACUCACUCACUCUGCAUCUUGAGCCACAAGCUCGGAAACACACAUGCAUAUACCUUAUCAUCUCUUCAUCAAGAACAAAAAUCAUCAAGAUGGUAACGCCAGUUAUAAGAACCGUUGAUCUCCGGUCCGACACGGUGACUAAGCCAACUGAGUCAAUGCGUUCAGCUAUGGCAAACGCGGAAGUAGACGAUGACGUUUUGGGGAACGAUCCAACGGCAGUGCUUUUGGAGAGAGAGGUGGCUGAGAUCGCCGGAAAGGAGGCGGCUAUGUUUGUUCCGUCAGGGACAAUGGGGAAUUUGAUAAGCGUGUUGGUCCAUUGUGAUGAGAGAGGGAGUGAAGUGAUUCUUGGAGAUGAUUCUCACAUUCAUAUUUAUGAAAAUGGUGGCGUUUCUAGCCUCGGUGGAGUGCACCCGAGAACGGUGAAGAAUGAAGAGGAUGGGACGAUGGAGAUUAGUUCUAUCGAAGCUGCCGUGAGGAGUCCCAAAGGAGAUCUUCAUUAUCCGGUUACUAAGCUUAUAUGUCUUGAGAACACUCAAGCAAAUUGUGGUGGUAGAUGCUUGCCAAUAGAAUACAUAGACAAGGUCGGAGAGUUAGCCAAGAAACAUGGCUUGAAGCUUCACAUCGAUGGAGCUCGUAUCUUCAAUGCUUCUGUUGCACUCGGAGUACCGGUGAGGAGGAUUGUUCAAGCCGCUGAUUCGGUCUCGAUUUGUUUGUCGAAAGGCAUAGGUGCACCGGUGGGUUCGGUAAUCGUGGGAAGCAAAAGUUUCAUCACUAAAGCAAGGUGGUUAAGGAAAACCUUAGGUGGAGGAAUGAGACAGAUAGGUGUGCUCUGUGCUGCCGCAUUGGUGGCUCUCCGUGAAAACGUAGCCAAGCUCGAAGAUGACCACAAGAAUGCCAAGAUCUUGGCAGAAGGACUGAACCGGAUUGAACGGUUAAAAGUAAACGUUGCGGCAGUGGAAACCAACAUCUUUUAUUGGCAGAUAUACGUAGAUCUACCAAAAGAUCCUAAGUUUAUAGCUGAAGACGCAUGUAAGAGUUUGGAAGUUCUCGGUGUGCUUGUCAUACCUCAAACUACAUUCAGAAUCAGGAUUGUUCUGCACCACCAAAUCUCAGAUAGCGACUUGGAUUAUGUGCUCUCUUGUUUUGAGAAACUGUUUAGCUCAGUGCCAGAAGAGAAAGCUUGAUGUGAAUUGAUUUCACGUGUUGGACUAUGUCAUAGUACUUGAAUCUAUUUUCUUGCUUCACAAAUUGAAACCCUUUGUCAAGCAAUAAACAUUUGUUUUAAUUAUAAUUCAAGUUAUUGAACAUUUCAUGAAAGUAACUACUACUUUUACGUCA
Brassica oleracea var. oleracea is the source of this 1400-nucleotide messenger RNA. RefSeq names its product probable low-specificity L-threonine aldolase 2. The record is from RefSeq and is a predicted model, not a curated record. Gene Ontology annotation, molecular function: L-allo-threonine aldolase activity. Gene Ontology annotation, biological process: L-threonine catabolic process; glycine biosynthetic process. The coding region runs from base 152 to 1246 and encodes 364 amino acids. Gene Ontology annotation, cellular component: cytosol. The transcript has 10 exons. NCBI's taxonomy places the organism in Eukaryota, Viridiplantae, Streptophyta, Magnoliopsida, Brassicales, Brassicaceae.